CAAAUGUGAAAUUAUCAAUUAAGAUUGUACAAUAGUCUGAUUCAAGAAUUAGAUUGCAGAUACGCGAGAAGCUCGGGAUAUCUGAUUGAUUAGUUGGGCUCCUUCUCCUUCAAAUAACUUCCGGCCCACAAACCUGAGCCCACCAUGAUUUCCUCUGCAACAAGUUAAAAGGAGAACAAACAAGCAGGCAGCAAAGAGAGAACAAAAAUCGAAGCAAGCAAAACGCAAAUCCAACAAUGGCAGCUUCAGCAAUGAUACUGGAUCCGAAACCCGUAUCCUCAUCCGACCCGCCUCCGACACUCCCUGCCGUCGCCGAUUCUAAAUACAGUGAAUCCUCCGAUGACGAUGAUUUAUACAGCCGACUCAAAUCUCUUCAGAGGCAACAGGAGUUCAUCGACAUUCAAGAGGAGUACGUGAAGGACGAAUUGAAAAACCUGAAGCGAGAGCUUCUACGAUCUCAGGAGGAGGUCAAGAGGAUCCAGUCGGUGCCAUUGGUCAUUGGCCAGUUCAUGGAAAUGGUUGACCAGAACAACGGCAUCGUUGGCUCCACCACCGGGUCGAAUUAUUAUGUCCGGAUUCUAAGUACCAUUAAUCGAGAGCUCCUCAAGCCCGCCGCAUCCGUGGCUCUCCACCGUCACUCUAAUGCCCUCGUCGAUGUCUUGCCCCCUGAAGCCGACUCCAGUAUUUCGCUCCUUAGCCAAUCGGAAAAACCUGAUGUCACCUACAAUGAUAUCGGUGGAUGUGAUAUUCAGAAGCAGGAAAUUCGUGAAGCUGUUGAAUUACCACUCACACACCAUGAACUGUACAAGCAGAUUGGUAUUGACCCUCCCCGUGGGGUGUUGCUUUAUGGUCCACCUGGUACAGGUAAAACCAUGCUUGCCAAGGCUGUGGCAAAUCACACAACUGCAGCUUUCAUUAGGGUGGUGGGUUCAGAAUUUGUGCAGAAAUAUCUGGGUGAGGGUCCUAGAAUGGUCCGUGAUGUCUUUCGUCUUGCCAAAGAGAACGCUCCUGCAAUUAUCUUUAUUGAUGAAGUAGAUGCAAUUGCAACUGCUCGAUUUGAUGCCCAAACUGGAGCUGAUAGAGAGGUUCAAAGAAUACUCAUGGAACUAUUGAAUCAGAUGGAUGGAUUUGAUCAAACUGUGAAUGUGAAGGUCAUCAUGGCCACUAACCGUGCAGACACGUUGGAUCCCGCACUUCUACGUCCUGGUAGGCUUGAUCGUAAAAUUGAGUUUCCUUUGCCUGAUAGACGGCAAAAGAGGCUGGUUUUUCAGGUUUGCACAGCUAAGAUGAACUUAGGUGAUGAAGUUGAUUUAGAGGACUAUGUUUCUCGACCUGAUAAAAUAAGUGCUGCUGAGAUUGCCGCUAUAUGCCAGGAGGCGGGCAUGCAUGCUGUCCGCAAAAACCGGUAUGUUAUACUUCCAAAGGACUUUGAGAAGGGAUACCGGAGCAAUGUCAAAAAACCAGACACUGAUUUUGAAUUUUACAAGUAAUCACAGUUUUCAUAUUUGGGAAAUUGUAUGUUCCUAUGCUUCAUGUGGAUUUACUUUAAUAUCUUGUCCUCUGACUAGUAGAUUUUUGUUUUUAGGUUGAUAAUACUCUGCACUUUUUAUCUAUACCAAAUUGAUAUAUCUGUACUCUGUACAAUAAUUGUACAGAUUCAUCCACUCUUUAUUAAAAUAAUAAAUGAGCGAGAAUCAUGCAAUAUGUAUAGACAAUUUUGCCAUAUUGCUUCA
Messenger RNA from Olea europaea var. sylvestris, 1733 nucleotides. RefSeq names its product 26S proteasome regulatory subunit 6B homolog. Gene Ontology annotation, cellular component: proteasome regulatory particle, base subcomplex. The record is from RefSeq and is a predicted model, not a curated record. Gene Ontology annotation, molecular function: ATP hydrolysis activity; proteasome-activating activity; ATP binding. NCBI's taxonomy places the organism in Eukaryota, Viridiplantae, Streptophyta, Magnoliopsida, Lamiales, Oleaceae. Gene Ontology annotation, biological process: proteasome-mediated ubiquitin-dependent protein catabolic process. The transcript is spliced from 7 exons. The coding region runs from base 237 to 1490 and encodes 417 amino acids.